GUUUCAUUCAGUCGCAAUCGAGAAGCGGCGCCUAGAUGUUUGCGGAUCGGGUUCGAACGGGUUCCAAAAGUCGGUUGUCAGCGUCGUAAAACAAUUAGAUUGCCGUAAAGGUGAACAAUUAUUUAAUUAUACGGCGCAAAGCGUCACAGUGGCAAUAAAAACAGAAACGUGAUGACAUAUAAUCAAGCUGGCAUCUUAAAGGAUCUACUAAAUGUUGUGUUUCUGGCUCUUGUCUAAUCUGGAAAAAUGAAGAACCGCAACAAUAAUUAGAUCCCCGUAGACGGCUAACUACCAUAAAAUAGGCCAUAAACAAGCUGCUCUGACGCAGAGAAUUGAAAAAUAAGAGAGCACUGGGGAGCCAAAAACAAUGCCGAAUGUCGGGAGAGUGCCGCCUAUCAAAUGAGCGUUAAAUUAAAAGAACGUUACCCAAACGACGCCAACUCAGUCAGCCACUGACAACGAACCCGACGAAACGAUCGACGCGGCGGGAAAACAAGCAAACGAAUCGAAAAGCUAAUUACCAGCAGGCAGAAAGGCCAUUUGGAAUAUUAACUAAUUAAGCCAGUGAAAUGCGCGACGCGCCCGAAGAUCAGUCCGUAACGGUCUCCAUGCCGGCAUCGGCAUCCGUCUCUGCCGCCGGUUCCACCGGACCGUCAUCGGAACGCCGGAUGACGCAGCGCCUGCUCGUGGAGCUCCUGGUGGUGGUGGUGCUCAUCAUUCCCAUCUGCGUGUACGAGUUCGCGGUGGAUCCCGUGCGACGCGGCUUCUUCUGCGACGACGAGAGCAUAAGCUAUCCAUUCCAGGACAACACCAUAACGCCUGUAAUGCUCGGCCUGAUUGUGGGCCUGCUUCCGGCCCUGGUCAUGGUGGUGGUGGAGUACGUAAGCCACCUGCGCGCCGGUGACAUCUCGGCCACGGUGGACCUGCUUGGCUGGAGGGUGUCCACAUGGUACGUGGAGCUGGGCCGCCAGUCCACCUACUUCUGCUUUGGCCUGCUGCUCACCUUUGACGCCACCGAGGUGGGCAAGUACACCAUCGGACGCCUGAGACCGCACUUCCUGGCCGUUUGCCAGCCGCAGAUGGCGGAUGGGAGCAUGUGCUCCGAUCCGGUCAACCUGCACCGCUACGUGGAGAACUACGAGUGCGCCGGCGAGGGCUUCACCGUGGAGGACGUGCGCCAGGCCCGCCUCAGCUUCCCCAGCGGUCACUCUAGUUUGGCCUUCUAUGCCAUGAUCUACGUGGCACUCUACCUCCAGCGGAAGAUCACCUGGCGGGGAUCAAAGCUGAGCCGGCACUUUGUGCAGUUCAUUGUGGUGAUGGUAGCCUGGUACACGGCCCUCAGCCGCGUGAUGGACCAUUGGCACCACUGGUCCGACGUCCUUUCCGGAUCGCUACUUGGCGUGGCUGGCGCUCUAAUCACCGCCCACUAUAUAGCAAGGAUGUUCGACGACCGGGCAAGCAAUAUUCUAAGCGUAGGCCUGAGGAGGGAAAACACAGCAGCCACUCUUCAGGAAGAGGUCUGCCCCACCACCCCGCCGCCGUACUCCGUGAACAACAGCUUCAACGAGGAUCAGUACUGCUCCAAGGUUUAGUGAGAAGGAUAAGAUGCUUUCGUAGCGAUGUAAAUUCGAAACAUUCCAAAGGUAGCAAUAAAGCCUAGAUAAACUAUCAGCACGAAUUGAAUCUGUAGAACUUGUAGCAUUAAGUUAGAGAUCACCCAUCUGUAUGUAUGGCUCAUGUGAGUCUGUUCCUGCAAUCUCAUCUAAGUAUAAGUCAUAGUAUUAUUAAUUUUAUGUAUUUUAAUUGGUACCACUAAAAUAAAUACGCAUUACGAAUGUAUCGCACUGCGUUGUUUAAGCA
Molecule: messenger RNA, 1860 nt
Organism: Drosophila simulans
Lineage: Eukaryota; Metazoa; Arthropoda; Insecta; Diptera; Drosophilidae
Product: putative phosphatidate phosphatase
Exons: 2
Coding region: 570-1592 (340 amino acids)
Biological process (GO): phospholipid metabolic process; phospholipid dephosphorylation; signal transduction
Molecular function (GO): phosphatidate phosphatase activity
Source: RefSeq, a predicted model, not a curated record